Messenger RNA from Paramecium pentaurelia, 979 nucleotides. Lineage: Eukaryota; Ciliophora; Oligohymenophorea; Peniculida; Parameciidae. The record is from the annotation of a GenBank genome assembly.
UGAUGUAGUCAGACGUAGUCUUUAGAACAGCAAAAGGAUGGGAUACUUUUAGUGAUAAAUAUGCUAGAAGAAUCUAAAAAAAUACAUCUGUAUUUUGUAUGACUCUUUUGAAUAUGGUACAUUAUGAAGAUGCAGACAGGUAUACAAAACUAAUAAAAUAUAAGUAUUUUGGAUGCAGGUUGUGGAGCUGGAUAUUUACAUUAACAUAUGAUGAAUUAAAAGAAACCUGAUGCUCAUCUAUAUGGAUUUGAUCUAAGUUCCUAAAUGGUUAAAAGAGCUGGAGCAAGGAUGAAAAGAUCUUUAAAUAAAGAUAAAAUUGGAUCUUUGGAUUUAUUAACACAAGAGGAAGUGGAUUCUGUUAAUUUUGGUAUAUAUAUAGAUUUAUAUAUUUAGAUGAUGAAAUUUUCAAGAAGAUGAAUUAUCAUUUAUCUGUUGGAAAUGUAGAAGAUUUAAGUUAAUACUAAAAUGAAAUGUUCAAUAUUUAUGUGUGCAAUCUUGUUUAUUAAAUAAUUGGAGAUUAACAGAAAGCAAUAAGUGAAGCAUUCAGAGUUUUAAAACCAGGAGGAAAAUUUGGAAUUACAGUUUGGGGAAGAAGAGAGAAUUGUUCAGCCUUAUGGUUUUUGAAGGAGUUAGCUUUUGAAACAGGUUUAUCGCCAGUUGGAAUGUAAGGAGGAAGAUUUGUAUCAAAUCCUGAAGAACUAAUCACUUUAGCUACUAAUGCAGGAUUCAUUAAUACAGGUUUUUUAUUUUUACUAUAAAUAGUUUGUUGGUUAUAAAUGGCUCCAUUUGAUAUAGUGAGUAUGAAAAAUAUAGAAGAAUUCUUUAAUCCAGAAAUAGAGGGAAUUUUAGCUAAUUCUACAUAAGAAUAAAGAGAUACUUAUUAUAAAGCCUUGGAAAAAAUGUUAAAUGAUUAUAAGAGAGAAAAUAAACCAUUUCCAUUUGAGUGUUAUUUGUUGGUUGCAGAAAAACCAUAAUGAUU